Molecule: messenger RNA, 1578 nt
Organism: Malurus melanocephalus (red-backed fairy wren)
Lineage: Eukaryota; Metazoa; Chordata; Aves; Passeriformes; Maluridae
Product: U4/U6 small nuclear ribonucleoprotein Prp31-like
Exons: 11
Coding region: 5-1414 (469 amino acids)
Biological process (GO): spliceosomal tri-snRNP complex assembly; mRNA splicing, via spliceosome
Cellular component (GO): precatalytic spliceosome; U4/U6 x U5 tri-snRNP complex; U4 snRNP
Source: RefSeq, a predicted model, not a curated record
GACCAUGUCCCUGGCUGAUGAGCUCCUGGCCGAUCUCGAAGAGGCCGCGGGGGAGGAGGACGAGGCCGAAGGCUCCGAGGGGGGGGAGGAGCCCCCGAUCGAGGACGUUCGGGAGGAGCCGGAGCCGCUCGAGGCGGCCGAGAGUGUGCGGAUUUUGGGCCCGGUGGAAGCAGCUCCUGAGUACCGCGUGAUCGUUGACGCCAACAACCUCACGGUGGAGAUCGAGAACGAGCUCAGCAGCAGCUGUCGGAGGAGGAGCUGGGGUGCAUCGAGGGGUUUUGGGGCGGUUUUCCAGGGGUGUUUUUUGGGGUUUUUGGGGUCCCCAAGUCCGAAUUUCCCGUUUUUCACCCCGAAAUGCAGGCAGCAGCUGUCGGAGGAGGAGCUGGGGCAGUUUUUGGGGCAGUUUUUGGGUUAUUUUAGUGCAGUUUUUUGGGUUUUUUGGGUUUUUGGGGGUGUUUUUUGGGGUUUUUGGGGUCCCCGAGCCCGAAUUUCCCGUUUUUCACCCCAAAUCAGGCAGCAGCUGUCGGAGGAGGAGCUGGGGCGCAUCGAGGACGCGUGUGACAUGGCGCUGGCGCUGAGCGGGGCCAAACUGAGAAUUUAUGAAUACGUGGAGUCCAGGAUGUCCUUCAUCGCCCCCAACCUGUCCCUUAUCCUUGGGGCUUCCACAGCUGCAAAGAUCAUGGGUGUCGCUGGAGGCCUCACCCCUCUCUCCAAACUCCCUGCCUGUAACAUUCUCCUGCUGGGCGCUCAGCGCCGAACUCUCUCGGGUUUCUCCUCCACCUCAGUCCUGCCCCACACGGGUUUCAUUUACCACAGCGACAUCGUGCAGUCCCUGCCGCCGGAUUUGAGGAGGAAAGCGGCGCGGCUCGUGGCGGCCAAAUGCACGCUGGCGGCGAGGGUGGACAGCUUCCAUGAGAGCCAGGAUGGGAAGGUGGGGUAUGAGCUGAAGGAGGAGAUCGAGCGUAAAUUUGACAAAUGGCAGGAAUAUCGGAAGAUGAAGGAGCGCCUGGGGCUGACGGAGAUCCGCAAGCAGGCCAACAGGAUGAGCUUCGGGGAGAUCGAGGAAGAUGCCUACCAGGAAGAUCUCGGUUUUAGCCUGGGCCACCUUGGCAAGUCCGGCAGUGGCCGCGUUCGCCAAACCCAGGUCAACGAAGCCACCAAGGCCCGAAUCAGCAAAACCCUUCAGAGGACGCUGCAGAAGCAGAGCGUGGUUUAUGGAGGAAAAUCCACAAUUCGGGAUCGCAGUUCGGGCACGGCCUCCAGCGUGGCCUUCACCCCCCUGCAGGGCCUGGAGAUCGUGAACCCGCAGGCGGCCGAGAAAAAAGUGGCCGAGGCCAAUCAGAAAUAUUUCUCCAGCAUGGCCGAGUUCCUCAAGGUCAAGGGCGAAAAAAGUGGGGUCCCCACGCCCCCCUGAGACCCCCAAAACCCUCCCCAAAUUCCUGGGAAAUUCCCAGACCCCUCCCCAAAUUCCUGGAAAAUUCCCAGGAAAUUCCCAAACUCCCACUCCUUUUUUUUUUCGUUCAGGUUUUCGGUUUUGGGGAAUUUUUUUGGGGGGUCCUGGAGGUCGAGGGGGGUGAA